AUGAGCCAGAGUUAUUCACCUAACGAGGAGCAGGACUACACCUACACUCCGAGUAGUCAAUAUGGGAUUUCCCAGCCAUCUCUGCAUUCAUACUCGACUCACCUGCUCUCUCCGUACAGCCAAACAUCGUCGGUUUCUUCCCAAGGCUCCCAUUUAGGUCCCCACUACGCUACAUCGCAUGCAGUGUAUUCUCAAACGCAACAGCAUUCUCAACUGACUCAUAGCUAUCCGUACCCCACUCAGUAUCUCGCCCAGUCAAGAUAUCCUACUUCUCAUAGGUAUCUUGCCUUUCCAGACCAGCUUCGGGAUGUUGAGAUUGAAAGGCAGGAGUCAUGUAAUGAGCUUUCGAUGGCCUCUGAACCAGUGCUGCCGCCCUUGGAAGGCUUCCCAGACGUUGUGGAAUUCGACCAACUAGUGGCCAGUCAGUUUAGAAGCACUAUUUCUGAUGCAAUAUCUUCGUUGCUUCUAAGUUACGUCCAGGAUCUAUCGGUUAAAAAACAAGACAAAGCCUUGAUACAUUCAAGAAGGGCACGAAAUAUCAAAACAGUGCUCAUAGACCCUAAAAAUACCGCCGUUGAAUCUGCACAAUUUCGAUUUUGGGUCAAGAAGAUGUUCAAACUUGAACCCAACGAUGGCAGAACGCCUGAAUCGAAACGGUUGAUCUGCCAUGAAGGGAAGCCAGUUGCUAUUCGGGAGAAACUGUUCAAAAUUUUGACAAGAGCACACCAGCAAUGCCAACAUGGAGGCCGAGACAAGACCUCAGCUCAGGUUCGGAGGAUGUAUUCUUGGGUCCCGAAAGAGCUAAUCUCCCGCUUCGUUAAAAUCUGUCCAACCUGCCAGGUCCGCCGGGGUGGUUCACGUCUAACACCCCCGAACUCCCGCAGAUGCUCUCCAAAAUUAACAACCCUACCGAACCCUCAGCUCCUCUCUCCGCCAGGUUCCCGACGCGACUCUGUAAUCAACCGUCCCGGUGCCGCAAACGGAAGAUCCCAGAAUGAGUAUCCCUCUCACAUCCAAGGCUCAAGUUGGGGCCAAGGCAAUAGCCACAAUGGUCCCGGAAGCCAUCAUCACCUGCACCACAGCAGCCAGUACCAACACCAUGUCAACCCAUUAGCUCCAACUGGCCUGGGCACGCUGCCCAGAUCCAUUUCGAGUUCCAUGGAAGGCAUACCAAGCGGGGGGAUGCAUUUGCCACAUCUGGAUUACCAUCCUACGUACGAGGAGGCUAAUGGGAUUCCCGAUUCGCAAUAUUGA
This is a messenger RNA of Histoplasma capsulatum G186AR, 1254 nucleotides long. RefSeq lists its product as uncharacterized. The record is from RefSeq and is a predicted model, not a curated record. Lineage: Eukaryota; Fungi; Ascomycota; Eurotiomycetes; Onygenales; Ajellomycetaceae. Bases 1 to 1254 code for a protein of 417 amino acids. The transcript is spliced from 5 exons.